Molecule: messenger RNA, 1868 nt
Organism: Bombyx mandarina (wild silkworm)
Lineage: Eukaryota; Metazoa; Arthropoda; Insecta; Lepidoptera; Bombycidae
Gene: Acsf2
Product: Acyl-CoA synthetase family member 2
Biological process (GO): fatty acid metabolic process
Molecular function (GO): medium-chain fatty acid-CoA ligase activity
Source: RefSeq, a predicted model, not a curated record
CAUAUCAUUUGUGAGUCAGUGCGACUGUCGUUGCGAGCGAGACUGCACGCGAUCCGUAAAAUGUUCAACAAAACAUAUAUUAUCUUAGUUAAUAAAUUUACAUCACGACAGAAUGUUAGAUGGGCUAGUAAUCUUCGUUCGACCACAGACAGCUACCUCCACAAUCAAGGGUCAGAACCUUUGACGUUAGCGACGCUCGGUGACGUCAUCGAAGAGACAGUUCAUAAAUUUCCCGGUAGAGUAGCCGUGAAGUCAAUGCACGAAGGCAUCAGUCUUACCUAUGAGGAGUUGUUACUACGGGCGGAUUCUAUGGCAUAUGGUCUUCGAAAUCAAGGACUACAAAAAGGCGAUCGAGUAGGAGUCUGGUCACAUAACAGCGUUUCUUAUUUAGUUUCCUUAGUGGCAGCAGCCAGAGCUGGUUUGAUUUCGGUUUUAAUCAAUCCAGCAUAUGAAAAGAAGGAACUAAGUUUUUGCAUUAAGAAAUCAGGAAUGAAGUGUUUACUAAUAAGCGAUGCUCUACCGAAGAGGGAGUAUUACAGAACUUUAGAGCAAUUAAUACCUGAAUUAAAAGACGGAAAGCCUGGGUUAUUAAAGUCUAGAGAAUUUCCUUUUUUAUCUUCAAUUAUUGCUGAUGGUAGGAACAAAUUGCCUGGUACUAUCUCAUACAAAUCGUUGACCGAGGAUUAUAAGAACAGAAGCGAAGUGUCACAAUACGUCAAGGAAACCAAACCAAGUGACGGUUCUAUCAUUCACUUCACUUCCGGUACCACAGGGGAACCGAAAGCGGCAUUGGACUCGCACCUCGGCGUUGUAAACAACACUUACUUUACAGGCAAAAGAAAUACUUUCCACGAAGGACAUCAUAACAUUUGUGUUCAGGUUCCAAUAUUCCACGCUCUCGGAUCCGUCGUGACAGUACUGGGAGGCUUCCGUCACGGGGCCAGCCUGGUUCUAGCCGCACCUAUUUACGACAUCUCUGCAAAUGUGAAAGCUUUGUUUGGUGAAAAGUGUACAGCAAUAACGGGCACUCCCACCAUGUUCGUAGACAUCUUAUCCCAGGUCAGAGCCCAAGGUCAGGAGGUGCCUUCUGAGCUCCGGGUGGCGGUCGCCGCCGGAGCGCCCUGCAGCCCCCAAUUAAUUAGAGAUAUACAAACACACCUCAAUGCUGAAUCAGUUAAAAGUCUAUACGGUCUAACCGAGACGACAGCUUGCAUAUUCCAGUCCAACCAAGGCGACAGUAUAGACGUCGUAGCCGAGACGGUUGGCUACAUUCAAGAUCACGUUGAAGUCAAGGUGGUAAACGAACAAGGAGAGAUCGUUCCGUUUGAAACACCGGGCGAGCUUGUCGUACGCGGCUAUAACAACAUGAUCUGCUACUGGGACGAACCGGAGAAGACUAGGCAAACUCUGGACAAAGACGGCUGGCUGAAGACCGGGGACAAGUUCACGAUCAGCAAAGACGGCUACGGCAGGAUAGUUGGAAGGAUUAAAGAUAUCAUCGUUCGAGGAGGGGAGAACAUCGCGCCGAAAGAAAUCGAAGAUUUGCUGAACACACAUCCCGAUGUUGAAGAAAGUCAGGUCGUCGGAGUGUCGGACAAAAGAGUCGGAGAAGAGCUCUGUGCUGUUGUGAGGCUGCGUGAAGGCGCUGCGUUGAGUCUCGAUGACGUAACAAAGCAUUUAACAGGAGAAAUCGCACGCUUCAAAUUCCCGAGGAUCCUCAAAGUCACACAAGAGUUCCCGAAGACCGCUUCAGGGAAGAUCCAAAAGUAUAGACUGAGAGAAAUGAUCGAGAAAGGACUAUUGUGAUGUAUCGAUGUAUCGAAUGAUUUUGAUAAAACCAAAUAUAUUUUUAAAUUUACAAUAAUAAU